AAAUUAUUCUAAAAAAUGACGGUUGUUUAUCAUUUGUCCAAAACCAAAACUGCUUAUAAGCCUAAAAAAGCUCACAAUUCUAAAUACUCGGACACACUCCUUCAAGCAAACAGAGAAACCAAAAAAAUGAGAACCCAUUCGCCCACAGCGGCGGCCUCGGCGCUUCUUUCUCUCGUCUGUGUCUUCUCUCUUUGCUUAUUUGCUUCAUCUUCAUCAUCUAUAACUCCCAAAACCAGUGGUAUCACCAUCCCUAUCUCUCCAUUGUUCACCAAACACCCAUACUCAGAUCCUAUCAAGACCCUCAAUUCUCUUGCCUCUGCUUCUCUAAUCAGAGCUAGCCAUCUCAAGAGGCCGAAAUCCCCUUCUCACCUCCCCAAAAUUCAAGUCUUCCCACACGGCUAUGGAGGCUAUUCCAUAUCCCUCAGCUUUGGUACACCACCGCAAACCAUACCUUUUGUUUUGGACACAGGCAGUAGCCUCACCUGGUUCCCCUGCACCUCACGCUAUCUCUGCGCCAAUUGCGUUUCCCCCAGCGUCGACAAAAUCCUCAAAUUCAUUCCAAGACUAUCAUCUUCUUCAAAGUUGCUGGGUUGCCAAAACCCCAAAUGCGCCUCAUAUUUUGGCCCAGAUGUCCAGUCUCGGUGCCAAGACUGCAGUCCAGCUUCACAAAACUGUUCACAGAGUUGCCCUCCUUACGUAAUUCAAUACGGUUUAGGGUCAACCGCCGGAUUAUUUCUUUCGGAGGCACUGGAUUUUCCGGAGAAAACCUUCCCCGAUUUUCUUGUCGGGUGCUCAAUUUUCUCAACCGGCAUACCCGUUGGAAAUGCCGGUUUUGGCCGUGGUUCCGAAUCUUUGCCCUCGCAAUUGGGUCUCAGUAGAUUCUCCUACUGUCUGCUGUCCCGCCGCUUCGACGACACCAUGGAGAGCAGCGACCUUGUUUUGUAUGGUGGGUCCGGUUCGACCAAGACCCCGGGCCUUAGCUACACGCCGUUCCGCAAAAACCCAGUUUCCAACGACACUGCAUUCCGGGAAUUCUACUACGUAACCCUUCGUAAAGUCAUCGUCGGCGACAGGACCGCGAAGAUCCCGUACAAAUUUCUGGUGCCCGGGGCUGACGGUCACGGUGGGACUAUAGUGGACUCUGGAACGACCUUCACCUUCAUGGAAAGGCCGGUCUUCGACGCUGUGGCGAAGGAGUUUGUAACUCAGAUGGCUAACUAUACUAGAGCUGUUGACAUCGAAGCCCAGUCCGGUUUAGGGCCGUGUUUCAAUAUUGGGGGUAAGAAAAUCGUUAUUCCGGAUUUAACCUUUCAAUUUAAGGGUGGUGCGAAGUUGACCUUGCCCCUAGGGAAUUAUUUUGCGUUUGUUCGUGAUUCGAGCGUCGUCUGCCUGACGAUUACCACCGACGACGUGCUCGGUUCGGGCCCCAGUAGCGGACCGGCCAUUAUAUUUGGUAGUUUUCAGCAGCAGAAUUUCUACGUGGAAUACGAUCUGGAAAGUGAGAGGCUUGGCUUCCGGCAACAAAGUUGCAAGAAAUGAGCUGGCGCAGCAAUAGGACAACUACAAUAAUAGUAGUGCUCCAAAGAUAAGUACUUCCAAAAAAGAAAUUAGUGGUGGAGUUGCAUUAUUGGAUGGGCCUGUUCAGUAUCAUGUGCACGAUGCUCUGCGAAUUUUAAACAAUGUGAGGGUGACGGCGGCGGCGAAUUUACGGUGAAGCGUUAAAAGCUCGCGGCGGAAUUGUCAGUGAAAUUAAGAUUUGCCCAUUUAAUUUCCUAGAGUAUACGGUAUAAUUAAUAGAUGGAAGUGUAACGACCAAUAUAUAUAUAUAUAUUUAUAUAUAUACAAAGUGUAAUAAUACUACAGGCUAUCCUCAUAGUGUUCCAAGUAAUUAUUAUUAUUUUUAUCAAACAAUUAUUGAAUUUUAGAAAGAUCGAUGCUGGAUGCUUUCGACUUUGGAGAUACUGUGAAUUCUCAUGCAUUUGCGUGGAUAUCCUUAACCACAACUUUUUGGCUACA
Molecule: messenger RNA, 2016 nt
Organism: Carya illinoinensis
Lineage: Eukaryota; Viridiplantae; Streptophyta; Magnoliopsida; Fagales; Juglandaceae
Product: probable aspartyl protease At4g16563
Exons: 1
Coding region: 16-1539 (507 amino acids)
Biological process (GO): proteolysis
Cellular component (GO): extracellular region
Molecular function (GO): aspartic-type endopeptidase activity
Source: RefSeq, a predicted model, not a curated record